AUGGACAUGUCCACCCGGCUGGCACUGUGGCAGCAGCUGGCAGAGAGCUGUGGUCUCAGUACGGUCCAGCAGGGUCUGCAACAGGUCUGGAGACUUUUGCUGCUCUGUCUCAUCAGCAGAAUCUGCUUCAGACUGGGUGAGAAGAUUUAUUGAAUGCAAGACAACAAGAGAUAAAAAUUCUAUGAUUGUGAUUCUUUUUCUUUGCGUUAGGCAGUAAAUCACACCAUUAAGAUGUCAUGACACCUUCCAAGCAGUUUUUAAUCACAUUAUUAAAGAGACCAUUGUGUUGUGUUUUUCAGAGGGUGUGUCCACAUUGAAGCACGUAGCCUCAGCUCUGACAGGGAUGUACGCCCUCUUUCUGUUCUUCGAGUUGCACAUGCUGUGGGUGGUGCUGCUCAGCAUACUCUGUUACCUCGUCCUUGUCCUGGGCAGACACUCCAGCAGCAGAGGUGUCUUUCUCUCAGUUAUCAUCCUUGUCUUUCUCCUUGUUGGGUGGGUAAACCUUUUAAACUUGUCUUGUUUUUAAAAGGAAACAGAUUCUUUCAUUUUUGAUUGUGAGGUUUUGCUCUUCAGAAUUAGAGCAGUAAUAUUAAAUCCUUUUAAAUGUUAAAACUGACUUUUCAUUUAUUUAUCUGUGACCUGAGAUUUGACUAAAUUUGGUUUUGAUCAGGAUAUGUUUGUGAAUUAGUCCCAAAAAAGUAUUUAGACCACAGUGAUCAACUUCAGAUAAAAAAGGUUACGUAGUUUGUGUGAUGGGAGUUUUUGUUUGAUCUUUUUUGUGCUGAAAUCUCAGCAUUACUGAAUUAAUGAUUGGGUACAGCUCUUAGACUUCCUGUGUGAUUUAACCAAGUUUCCUCACUUGAAAAUCUUUAACUUUGUGAAGCAGAAUUAAGUUUGCUGUAUUUUUCUACCCUUUCAUUUCAGGGAGUUACAUUUAAUUGACAUGGUAACCUGGCAUAAAAUAAGAGGUAAGUGUUUCAUGGUUUAAUUUAAAAAAAUAUGAUCUUAAUGAAAGUUUUUGGAUUAGCAGAGGGUUUCCCACAGCUGCUGCUUUGUUUCAGGGAUGCUUAAAGACUGUCUGCAUAUCUGUACAUUUUCUUGUGUCAAGCUUGAAUGACAAUACUUUGUUUGUCUGGUUGAUGAUAAAUGUCUCAUUCAAAGCUGAUACUGACAUGUGUGGGUGUAUUUCAGGUUCUCAGAUGGUGGUGGCGAUGAAGGCCAUCUCUCUGGCUUUUGACCUGGACAGAGGCUCUGUGACCUCCCUGCCCUCCCCUGCUGAGUUUCUGGGUUACGUCCUUUUUGUGGGCUCUGCCGUAUUCGGCCCCUGGAUCAGCUUCUCCAGUUAUAAGAACGCAGCAGAGGGCAGAAAACUGGUCAGUAAUUCAUGUUUCCAUCCGUUUGUAUGCUGCUCUUCAUGUAUUUUUAACUGUGUUGGUAAUGAUGUGGUUUGUUCCUCAGAGCUUCUCAUGGCUGCAGAGUUGCUCCUUCAGCCUCCUGAAGAGUCAGAUUUGUCUGCUGGUCUCCACCUGCAUUGCCCCCUACCUCUUUACACUGUUCAUCCCCAUCGAAGGAAACGCAUUCACACAGAAGUAAAUCCCAUUUUUUCGUUCAAAUCACUAUCUCUCUGCAUCAAAUAGGGGGAAAAUACUGGAUUGAGGCUCCUGACGUGCUUGGCUAGUUCCUGUUUUUUGCAGGAGUUUAAGUGGGAACUUAAAAAAGUUUUUCUUUAGUGCAGGGUAAACAAAACAAAAAGUGUGUGUUAUGAUAUGUUUACUGUGUGUUUCUCAGGUGGAUGCAUGCCUACGAGAACGCAGUAUCCUUCCACUUCAGUAACUACUUUGUGGGUCACCUCAGUGAAGGAACCUGCAUGCUGGCUGGAGCUGGAUUUACUGAAGAGAAAGACAACAUCAGAUGGUGAGAUCAGCGGUAGUUUAACUGCUGUGAUCUGACAAAGAUCCUGUAGGAAUUAAAGACAUUUAAAGGAAGUUAUUUGUUCAGAAAUUAUUGGCUUUUUAAUGUUUUUACAGCAUGUUUUUAUCUGGAACUGACACAUAAUGCUCUUUGUAAACAAGUCAACCUUGUUAGUCAAACCACAGUUGCAAAAACUGUAUCAUGCGUCAUCAUUAUAUACCACAGAAAAGGUUGUGUAUGCCCUCCAUCAGUCGCAAACAGACCUAAAAAUUAAGAUUAAUGGCAUGCAGUUCACAUUUCCUGGAAAUAUGGACAAGAUAAAGGGAUACAAAUAUCCUUUUUUUUUGUAUUAAUGUGUCUCUGUGCUUUAUUGUUCAGGGAUAUGAGUGUGGUGAAGCCUCUCAGUGUGGAAAUGCCUCGCUCCAUGGUGCUAGUGGUGACAUCCUGGAACAUCCCCAUGUCCCGAUGGUUGAAAACCUGUGAGUCCAAACCUCCAUUUUUUCUUAGCAACAGUCCUGCAUCAGUACACACUGCAGGAGCAACAACUUUUUUUGUUGUUAUUUAUUUAUAAAUUAAUUUUUUACUAAAACUUUAUUAGUUUUCACUUAUUUAUUCAUACUUAGUCCACUGGCAACAUGUGAAGCAACAGCUUGCAACACAGAGAGCACACUCUAAAUUGUUAUUUUACUUUGAUCAAUUUCUAACUUUUAGGCAUUACUUGAAAUUCUUACAAGUGUGUAAAAACAGUAACACAAUAAUGUCAUAUGAAGCUUUCUAUAAACAAAACUUAAGUUACUUGUAUACAGUUAUGGGAGGAAAAAUGCACAAGAAUAGUGCAGAAACAAGAGGAUUAAUUAACUCUAAAUAAAUAGAAGUUCAUGCAUAUAUCACUCAUGUGAAAAUGUGGCAGGUGAGAGGAGUAUCACAGAGAAAGACACGAGAAAGGACACAAGACUGGUUCAUCACUAUAAACCAGUGCAGGAGAAAGAACUAAUCUGUGCCUGAAAAGAGACCAGAGAGCAGAAAAAGCAACGUUUGUUCAAAAUGCAAUCUUGAGUGUAUUUAACUGCUUAUUGCCCUUGCUUAUUACAUGCUUAAGUUAUGGCGACUGUGUUUUAGUGAUAAGGUCAGUCCUCUCUCUUCAGAAGGCUGAAGAUUUAGUUCAGGGUCCUCUGCUCGGCAUGCUGGAUGCAAGACACUUCAUCCCUAAUGGACCCCCCUGGUGAUGUGCUGUUAGUGUAGCAGUGGGAUGAAUUCAUACUGAUGGUUGCUUCAGGCAGCUGCCUCUGCCAUCAGUGUAUAAUGUGUUAAUGUGACUUUAAAAAGUCUUUAAAGUGGUCAGAAGACUACAGGAAAAACAGUCUGUUACCCAUUGAGUCUUUUUCUGACGAAUUUUAGAAGAAAUAGUAUGGAAGAAAUUUUGAAAUGUUGUUGCCUUUCAAAAUAAAACUGCUGAAUAUAUACCGGUUACAUUCGCAUGUUUUUGAAAAUAACUCCAUAUGACUCCAAUUUUUGCACAGACCAUAUAUUUGAUGGACAGAUUUGGCGAUCUCUUAGUAUGGCAGAGUUUUGCUGGCCCUCUGGUUGAAGUAAGAUCUUUUUUGGCCCAUUAAAGGUCAAAGAAUCAAAGAAAAAGAUAUGCAAUAAAGCUGUAUUUAUUUGAUAUAACUGUGUUUUACUGUCUUCUGUCCUCUUUGUUACUCAGAUGUGUUUAAAAAUGCCAUGAAACUGGGAACUUUCCCUGCCAUCCUGGUGACCUACACAGCCAGCGCUUUACUGCAUGUAAGUAACAUUAUGCGCACAUUUAACCAUUUAAUGCAAAAGAGACCACUUAAAUGUGCAGAAUUCCACAACUGCUGACUUGAUCUUUUUUUUUUUAUUGAAACGCCCUCAUUGUUGCACCUGUUUGUGGUAUUUUUGUAAAUGGAUUUGGUUGGAGUUAAACUUGGGCAGUAUGUGCAUGAUAAUCUAUUACUGCUUAAUAUUUCUGUUUUAUUUUGUUCCUCAGGGUUUGAGUUUCCACCUGGGAGCUGUUCUGCUGUCUCUGGGCUUUAUCACAUAUGUGGAACAUGGUAUGAGUCAUUUUUCACCAUUUGAUAAAUUUUAUACUUUAACUGUGCAGGAUUAACCCUCCAAGGUAGAUUUAUCUCUUUUAAAGUCACAUAGUACUUAAUGUGGUGGUAGAGUUUAUAAAAACUGAACAAAUAAAAGUCAUUUCAUCUCUCAAACUGUAACUGUAUUUUCACUCAUCCUCAGUCCUGAGACAGAGGCUUGCAUCCAUCUUUAGUGCCUGUGUCCUGUCUCGGCCCUGCACCUCUGACUGCAGCCAUCAGCACAAGAAGGUACAACUGCAGCUCAUUAUUGACUAUUCAUAUGUGAUUAUUGAUGUUUUGCACUUUUUGGAUGAAAACCCCAGAUUGUUUGACCUUAUGAGUAAAAAUUCUCUGUCACAUUUUAACUUUUGACAUAUUGAAUGUUUGCAGCUGCUUAUUGGUUACUUGUCUUUUGACUUUGGUUUGCAGGGAUGCUGGGUGAUGUUACUAAAUCUGCUCUUCAGCCUCUUAGCCAUCUUUCAUCUCACCUACCUGGGCUCGAUGUUUGAUCCUGGAGUUGACGAACAAGAAGUAGAAGAGGUAAAAUCUUCUAAAGACAUACUGAUACAUACUGAUGAUACACAUCUUUAGUAACCAGAUUUAGAGCAGGAUACCAAAGCUGCACUUUUAAAGAAAAUGUCUGUCAUGAAAGGGAGGGAGCAGCAGCACAGUGUUUACAAAGGCUUGUCUUGCUGUAACCAUUUUUUCUGAGCAUUUCAGUCGGUUACUGAAGAAUUUUAUUAUGCACCACACCCAUCACAUGUGACUAAUGGAAGGUUAUGUGUGAAUUUGUCGCCUGUGUUUGCAGGGUUAUGCAGCCAUUCACACCAUCCAGAGGUGGUCUGAACUGAACUGGGCCAGUCACUGGGUCGUUUUCUUCUGCUGGGUCUUCUAUCGGUUGAUUCAGUGA
Molecule: messenger RNA, 4914 nt
Organism: Xyrichtys novacula (pearly razorfish)
Lineage: Eukaryota; Metazoa; Chordata; Actinopteri; Labriformes; Labridae
Source: the annotation of a GenBank genome assembly